AUUAAGGCUGCCGGAAAAGCGGAAGCCUCUCACCUGCCGAGCAUCAGAAACUCACUCGAAGAACAGCCUGCGGGGAAAGGGCUACAGGCAUUGUUCAAGGGUGGGGAGUUAGCGGUUGAGUCGGUGUUGAGGGAGGUGUGUGAUAGGGUUUUGGAGGAAGAGGAAUUGAUUGUUGGGAGAAAGGUGUCUUCCACUGCGACGUUACAGAUCUUGGGUGAGGCAUAUGUGCGUGUUGGGACGAGGAAAGGAGGUGGU
This is a messenger RNA of Lentinula edodes (shiitake mushroom), 255 nucleotides long. RefSeq lists its product as uncharacterized. The transcript has a single exon. The annotation marks the transcript as partial. The record is from RefSeq and is a predicted model, not a curated record. Lineage: Eukaryota; Fungi; Basidiomycota; Agaricomycetes; Agaricales; Omphalotaceae.